CCAAUCACAUUAUUGUCUCUAAUCAAAGAUAACUUCUGUAGCACAACACUUUUUAUCUCAACGUGUAAGAUACCUAGCAAUUUAAAGAAUGUGUCAUCGAUGCAAGAAUUCGGAGAUAGCGUAGUACUUAAAUCAAUCGUUUCGAAAGCUUACAAGCGCGCAGAUGUAGAAAGAAAACAAAGUGAUCAGUGAUUGUAGUAUUCUCACACCGAAAUGUACCAUUUUCCAGAUAUUUUGGUUUUCCUGUGUUUAUUCGCGAGUGGUUGCUUCUUCGGCUAUUACUGCAAACAUGCUUACGUCUACGAUAACCUGUGGGUGCAUUGGCACGCCUUGCUUGGGGGCGUUGUAGCUGUGGCUUUGGCAGGCGGCUUAACAUUGCGCAAAUAUUUAAAACGCCAGCACAGUUAUGAUCACUUCUAUGUGAUUUUCUACGGCCUGAUAUGCUACCUUAUCAGUUGUUGCUUCAUGCUGACGGGCAACUUAAAUAUUUGCUUUUACUUCGGCUUCAUCGGCAUUGGCACUACGCUCAUUCCCUGCUAUAGCUAUAUUAGUUUGCGUAGCUCGUCGCGUGGCCUGCGUCCGGCGCGUAUAGCUUUUGGGAACGCACUGUAUUGCGCCGGCUUUACGGUGGGCUUUAGCGUAUUCAACGAGUUCGAACCGAUCUAUUGCGGUUGGAUCUAUUUAGGUAUUUCGCUCUUUAUGCUCGCCGGUGUUGUGAUGAAUGAGGUGCUACAACAUAUGGGUGUACAUAAUUAUAAGGUUUCUUUCGAUUUGGCAUUCAAUUUACUGAAUGAGGAGAAACUUGUGUUCCUGCCGAAUAAAUCGAUAUAUGCGCUUUUUGUGGGUCGUGAUGACUACUACGUGAAGCGCAAUCGCCAAUGGUUGGUUGUGGGCGUCGCCGCGGUCUUGGUGUUGGAGCGCGCGCUGCUAUACUCUUCAUCGUAUCUGCAGUUGGCUUGGAGCUCUACUUUUGCGUAUAUGGCAACGCAGCAUUUGUAUGGAUCAUAUCUGCUCUACACGCUCGGUUGUACGUUGGGUUGCGCUUUAAUGGCGCGUUACAAGUCAAAAUUGUUGUACCUAAUGUUUGGCGUCAUCAAAAUUACGGCCCUCUCCGCGUUAAUGGGUGUUUACGUCGAAAAUUCCACAGAGCAAUGCUUCUAUUUUCUGUGCUUCUACUAUACCUGCAUCGGCGUGUAUUCUAGUGUUGCUUUUCAGCUUGUGCUCGAAUGUACGCCCUUGCUUUAUACAGAGUUAGCUCUCGCUGUCGCCUAUGAUAUAGAACUGCUGGUUUUGGAAGUCUUAAAGUACGAAACGUUGGCAGAUGACAAUUGGCAAGAGUUGCUAAGGAUCGGCAUAUUCAGUAUACUAUUGACUGCUGUCUGUAUUGCUCUUGUGUGUAUUUUUGUACCUCGCUCACGUGGUCUCAUUGAGAUGCGCAAUAAACUAAUGGGUGUGAGAAAGCGGCAACCAUCGACGCCAGCACAAACUAAGCUAUGGAAUACUAAUUAUUUUAUAUACCACAAUCUACAACCGGACGAUGUGCGUUGUGUGAAGUUGGACGGCAACCGUGUGUUUCAGCAGUACCCGAAAGAAUCAGAGGCGAGCGAGGAGCUGCCUAAGAUAGGUGAGCGCCUUGCGAGUAUUUGUUCAGGAAAGGGAAGUUUCUACUGAGGAAAAUCUGUUGUUAUUAAACGCUCCCAAAAAAUUUCAAAAUUAUCAUAUUUUUACGAUUAUUACCAAAAUCUAAGCUAUAAUAAAAAAUAAUAAAAAUUGACUAAUAAAAAGA
Messenger RNA from Bactrocera oleae (olive fruit fly), 1786 nucleotides. RefSeq lists its product as uncharacterized. Lineage: Eukaryota; Metazoa; Arthropoda; Insecta; Diptera; Tephritidae. The record is from RefSeq and is a predicted model, not a curated record.